AUGAUACUGAUGGAAGGAAUGCUGUCGGCGCCGCCGGAGCGGAGCACCAUUAUCGGGAGGGCUGUGUGGAAGCCUCGAUAUGUUGUUCUCGGGACUGGGGCGCAUUUAAAAACCCAAACAAAUAUUCUUUCCGAGAGCUCGAGACGCUCCUCGACUGCGCGGAAAGGCGCCCUUAAGUCGCCAUCCUCGAAACCGAGUCUGGUCGACGUUGCACAGUCGGAGCCGGACGGACAGGAACGACAAUUAUACAUCUCGGUCUACAAAGCAAAGGUGGGUUACCCCUUGGACGCCGCUGGAAACACACGCUUAUCGAUGCAGGGCGAUUGGGAAUUUAUCUCACAGCAUCCUCUCUCUGCCUUCAAAUCCUGCGAGGUGCGAACAUUACAGCAUCGCAAGCAAGGCCCUACACAGCCGACGCUGGUGCUUGAAAUGAAGCCCGGAUCGGCGUCCGACAAACAACGAAAGCGAAGGUCGAGUAGAACCCCAGGACUGGCGUCGUCCAAAGACCCGUGGGCAAAUGCCCUCAUUUUUCGAACGGUUGAAAGUGAGCGUCACAGUAUAUAUAACUGGCAGAGCUGUAUAGGACCGAAACUCACCUCGGAGACUCCCGAAGAUAGCCCCCUCACGCCCGCAAGCCCGUUAUUCAACAUGUUUUCGAACCCAUUCGGCUCAAGAGAUUCGAAAACCACCCUAGAAUCUAGUGGACGAUCGGAUUUUCAACGUGGACCGUCGAGCCAAGCAACGAAUACAUAUCCACAGUCGCCGAGAGACAGAGACAGGCCGACACGACUGAUCUCCCCAUCUCCUAGUCUCCGAUCGCGACGAUCAGACCUUUCAUCCCAAGCAAGCUCGUUACACCCUCCGAUGGGGUUCACGUCCCAUUCCCAAAAUUAUUCGCCUACCCUACCUCCAGAUCUUCCAUCCCCUGCCUCCACCGCAUACGAUACCCAAUUUAUCGAAGGUUGGACAUCAGCGCAGGGGCGAUCCUCAGCUCUCUCUUCGCAUACGAGGGGUAGUAACAGCAUUGCUUCUGCUGUUAUGCCAAUGGGACAGGUUGCGUCCACGUCUCCGGUACCGCGUGAAACUAUCCUGGAUAGAGCGUUUCAGAUGAGGUAUAUACCGGGCAGUGACAGAGCGACAGAUAAGGAAGAUGAGAAGAUUAGCAGCAUAGCGCGCUUUGAGGCACUUAUGAAAGAGGUGGAUGAGCGGAAGAAGCAAAGGGCAGUUGAAAAUCUACGUGGAUCAAACAAAAAUCAAGGGUGGGAUUUAGACGAAACACUAGAAAUAUCCGACCCCGACACAGACAAUGAGGAUGACGACGAUGAUGAUGGCCUUGAAAUGUCAGACCAUAAUAUCGCUAUACAGACUCCAGCCCAAAGAGCGCUCGAUUACAUAGCAGGCAGAGCCCCACCUGCGACCUCUUCACGACCCAAAUCACCACCAACCCCGCGCAGUCCAAUACCAUUUCUCAAUCCCCAAGCUAUGUCGGCAUUCCACGAUGGACCCUCCGCUAACAGCGGUUUACGGCCUCGCACCGGCACGACCUCCUCACGAAACAGAACUAGUCGCCCAAGCUCCAUGGCCCUCCCACCCCGCUCCCUUUCCACAGCGGCAGUACCGACUUUGAAGGACUGCAGCAACCUUAAAGCAAGCCCCUCGGACGAUAAGGAGAAGAGGCGAAGCAGCACUAGUGCGAAGAGGCUAAGUUUCCAGGAGUUCACGAAACGAUUAAGCUCGACGAGUAGUCUCCUACUCGUGCAAACGAACGCUAGCUCCUCCUCGGGAAGAGACGGCAGUAGGAGAACAAGCAGCGAGUAUGGCUUUGAGAGCGAGGACCGAUUUCGAGGUUCCGUGAUGGGAAGCACUGCCGACAGAAGCAGCAUGGACAAGAGAUGCGGAUGGAGAGGCAGCGUCGGUGUAUUCGGCGGCGAAGGCGGUUUCCUCUGA
Venustampulla echinocandica is the source of this 1947-nucleotide messenger RNA. RefSeq lists its product as uncharacterized. The transcript has 2 exons. Lineage: Eukaryota; Fungi; Ascomycota; Leotiomycetes; Helotiales; Pleuroascaceae. The record is from RefSeq and is a predicted model, not a curated record. Bases 1 to 1947 code for a protein of 648 amino acids.